ACAUCGCUAUCCAAGAUGGCUGCUACCAUGGUGGAACAUGUUGUCGUAGAUGCGGGAGGAUUUUUGAAGAAAGCACCUCUUCAGGAAAUCGGGAAGAAUAUCUAUACCCUGAAGGAUGUAGUAGAGGAAAUUAGAGACAAGCCAACGCGGAGGAGUCUGUCAGUCCUACCAUAUAAACUCAACUUCAAAGAGCCGUACCCAGAGGACAUCCGAUUAGUGACUGAGUUCUCCAAGAAGACUGGAGACUACCCCAGCCUAUCUGCCACAGACAUCAAGGUGUUGGCUCUGGCAUACCAGUUGGAGAGGGAACACGUUGGGACGGACCACCUGAGGAAAGAACCGGAGGUCAAGGUCCAGGUAUCCAGUACAAGGAGACAUCCAGAGGCUCCCGUCGGCGUGGCAGGAUUCCACUUCCCCUCAAAGAGGCCAGCAGCACAGACGCCAGCAGCACAGACGCAGCACAGCUAUAACCCUCCAGAGAUCGCAGAGUACAACAGCUUCCAGUUCUGGAGGAACCCUCUGCCCUGCUUCGACACUGACCUGCUGGAUCUAGUGGACAUUCAGGACCUGUCAAUAUCAGACGGAGCAGCGGACACCGUCCACACAGAACCUGGGACCGGGACCGGGUCAGAGGAGCACGGCAGUGGGUCAGAGGAGGAGGAGGAGGAAGAGGAGGAGGAGGAUGGCGGCGGUUGGAUCACCCCUAGCAACAUUAAACAGGUUCAGAUGGAGACGGGGAUCUGGGCGUCGCCUGUGGACGUUAAAGUGGCGUGUCUCACCACCGACUUCGCUAUGCAGAACGUCCUGAUUCAGAUCGGGCUCCAUGUCCUCUCUGUGAACGGGAUGCUCAUCAAGCAGGCCAGGAAUUACAUCCUGCGAUGUCACGCCUGUUUCAAGACCACCACCAACAUGAAUAAGGUUUUCUGUCCACACUGUGGCAACAGAACGUUGAAGAAGGUGGCCGUGACGGUCAGCGAGGACGGAAGCAUCCAGAUGCAUCUCUCAAAGAACCCCAAAGUGCUCAACCCCAAAGGGAAGAGGUACUCCCUGCCCCUGCCACAAGGGGGCAAACACGGCAGCAACCCCCACCUGGUGGAGGACCAGCGUUUCCCCCAGCAGCGUGUGUCCCGUAAAGCCCGCCAGAAGACGGACGUCUUAAACCCAGACUACCUGGCCGGGGGCGGCUCACCUUUCUCUGAUCACGACAUCUACAGCCGCUCUGCCAACCUGCACAUCACAGACGGAGCGGGCGGAGGGGGGCGGAGGAGGGCCAACCCCAACGCUGCCCGCAAGAAGAAAUGUUGAAGAAGCCAUCUUGAAGAAUCGGAAACCAUCUUGAAGAAUCGGAAACCAUCUUGAAGAAUCGGAAACCAUCUUGAAGAAUCGGAAGCCAUCUUGAAGAAUCGGAAACCAUCUUGAAGAGGCGGAAGCCAUCUUGAAGAAUCGGAAACCAUCUUCUACACAAGUUCCACUAAACAGAAUUCCCAGCAACUGAACAGUGAAGAUAGCUGGAUUUAAUACUGAUGUUUUUGUAUAAAAUUACAAUUUUUUAAAAAGGUUCAACUUAAUGAAUUCCAUGUUCGAAUAAUGUUAUACGGUAACUACCAAGUUUGUAAAAGCCUGAAGGUAUUUGCACUUUCUAGGCUUGUGUAUGAAACCUGCUCUGACAUUUUUUGAUGCCCCUAAUUAAAACACAGUUUGAAGACA
Salvelinus namaycush (lake trout) is the source of this 1707-nucleotide messenger RNA. RefSeq names its product NIN1 (RPN12) binding protein 1 homolog (gene nob1). Gene Ontology annotation, molecular function: RNA endonuclease activity. The record is from RefSeq and is a predicted model, not a curated record. Gene Ontology annotation, biological process: maturation of SSU-rRNA; ribosomal small subunit biogenesis. The coding region runs from base 16 to 1305 and encodes 429 amino acids. NCBI's taxonomy places the organism in Eukaryota, Metazoa, Chordata, Actinopteri, Salmoniformes, Salmonidae. The transcript has 9 exons. Gene Ontology annotation, cellular component: preribosome, small subunit precursor.